GAUCGAGAUCGCGCGGGGCUACGACCAGCUGGCCUUCCGUGAGGAUUUGAAGAAGCUGCUGACGGCGGCGGGGGGCAAAGGGGAGAAGACGGUCUUCCUCUUCUCUGACUCCCAGAUCAAGAGCGAGGGCUUUGUGGAGGACCUGAACAAUCUGCUGAACACCGGGGAGGUGCCUAACCUCUUCGCCCCGGACGAGCGGGUCCAGGUCUGCGAGAUGGUGCGCGCGGCCGCGCGCCAGGAGGGCAAGGCCCCGGAGGGCACGCCCAACCAGCUCUACGGCUACUUCGUGGAGAGGUGCAGCAAGAUGCUGGCCAUUGUGCUCUGCUUCUCCCCCAUCGGCGAUGCCUGGCGUGCCCGGAUCCGGCAGUUCCCCUCCCUGGUGAACUGCUGCACCAUCGACUGGUACACCGAGUGGCCCUCGGACGCGCUGGUAGCGGUGGCGGAGCGCUUUUUGGGCCAGGUGGAGAUGGAGGAGCAGGUCCGCAAGAGUUGUGUGGAGAUGUGCUCCAUUUUCCACUCUCAGACCACGGAGCUCGCGGUGGAGUUCAAGAACAGCCUGAAGCGCAUCUACUACGCCACGCCCACCUCCUUCCUGGAGCUGAUCAAUACCUUCAAGACCUUGCUGGCGGCCAGACGGAAGCAGGUCACCGACCUUAAGGACAAGUAUGAGAAAGGCCUGGACAAGAUCCUCACCACCGAGCAGUCGGUGGAGGGCAUGAAGGUGGAGCUGAUCAACCUCCAGCCCAAGCUGAUUGCUAAGAACGAGGAGGUGGAGAAGAUGAUGGUGGUGGUCGGCGAGGAGUCCGAGAAGACCGCCAAGGUGAAGGAGUCGGUGGCGGCGGACGAGGCGGUGGCCUCCGAGGCGGCGGCCAAGUCGGAGGCGCAGAAGGCGGAGGUGGAGGCUGACCUGGAGGAGGCCAUGCCGGCGCUGAUGGAGGCCUUGGGAGCGCUGGACACGCUCUCGGCCAAGGACAUCGGGGAGAUCAAGGCCAUGAAGAACCCCCCGGGCCCCGUGAAGCUGGUCUUGCAGGCGGUGUGCAUCAUGAAGAGCCUGAAGCCCAACCGCGUCAAGGACGAGUCCGGGAAGAUGGUGGAGGACUACUGGGGCCCUUCCGUGAAGAUGGUGGGCGAAUCGGACUUCCUGAGGUCUCUUCAGAGCUUUGACAAAGACAACAUCCCGCCAGCUACCAUCAAGAAGAUUGCCACCUUCAUACCGAUGGAUGACUUCCAGCCGGCUCGGGUGAAGACAUGCAGUACAGCAGCCUGGGGCAUUUGCAUGUGGGUCAGGGCCAUGGAGACCUACGACCGCGUGGCCAAGGUGGUGGGACCCAAGAAGGAAGCGCUGGCAGUGGCAGAGGCGGAGUACGCCCAGGUCAUGGAGAAGCUGAACCAGAAGCGCGCGGAGCUGCAGAAGGUGCUGGACCAGCUGGCGGAGCUGGAGGGCCAGCUGAACGGUUUGAAGGCGGAGAAGGACGACCUGGCCUACCAGGUGGACCUCUGCAAGAAGAAGCUGGACCGCGCGGAGACGCUGAUCGAGUCCCUUGGGGGCGAAAAGGUGCGCUGGACGCAGAACGCCAAGGACUUGGCGGUGGACUACGUGAACCUGACUGGUGACGUCAUCGUCUGCAGUGGGCUCAUUGCGUACCUUGGCGCCUUUACGCCAGACUACCGCGAAAAGACGGUGAAGGCCUGGACGGACUUCUCUCUGGAGAAGAGCAUCCCGGGCAAGGAGAAGGUCAGCUUGCAGGACUGCCUGGGUGAGCCGGUGAAGAUCCGGAGCUGGACCAUCUGCGGCUUGCCCAACGACGCCUUCUCCAUCGAGAACGGGAUCAUCAUCGACAAGAGCCGGCGCUGGCCCCUGUGCAUCGAUCCCCAGGGCCAGGCCAACAAGUGGAUCAAGAAGAUGGAGGAGCCCAACAAGUUGGCGGUGAAGAAGUUCACGGACAGCGACUACAUCCGGCGCUUGGAGGGCUGCAUCACCUACGGCAACCCCAUGCUCAUCGAGAACAUCCUGGAGGAGACCGACCCGGCCAUCGAGCCGGUACUUCUCAAGCAGACCUACCGCCAAGGGAACCGCAUGAUGCUCAAGCUGGGGGAGUCUGUGCUGGAGUACAACAAGGACUUCAAGCUCUAUCUCACAACGAAGCUGCGGAACCCGCACUACCUGCCAGAGAUCGCCGUGAAGGUCACCCUGCUGAACUUCAUGAUCACCGUGGUGGGUCUGCAGGACCAGCUGCUGAACAUCGUGGUGCAGGCGGAGCGCCCGGAGCUCGCGGAGGACAAGGCGCGGCUGGUGGUGGAAGGGGCGGAGAACAAGGCCCAGCUGGAAGAGACCGAGAACAAGAUCCUGCAUGUGCUGCAGACGUCCCAGGGCAACAUUCUGGAGGACGAGACGGCCAUCAACGUCUUGAGCUCCAGCAAAGCGCUGUCCAAUAAGAUCGCAGCAAAGCAGGAGAUCGCCGAGGAGACGGAGAAGCAGAUCGACGAGGCUCGCCUGGGCUAUGUGCCGGUGGCUUUCAAGACAGCGAUCCUCUUCUUCUGCAUCUCCGAUUUGGCAAAUAUCGACCCCAUGUACCAGUACAGCCUGCCCUUCUUUGUCAGCCUUUUCCUCUCGGCAAUCGAGAAGGCAGAGAAGUGCGAUGACUUGCCCACGCGCAUCGACAAUCUGAAUGAUACUUUCCGCUACACGCUCUACUGCAACAUUUGCCGCAGCUUGUUUGAGAAGCACAAGACGCUCUUCUCCUUCCUCCUUUGUAUGCGGCUGCUGCUCUCCAGCGACGAGGCGGACUACGACGACUACCGCUUUCUGCUCACCGGCGGGGUCUCGUUGGAGGACCCCCCGCCCCGCCCGGCGGACUGGGUGCCGGACAGAUGCUGGGGCGAGCUUUUCCGACUCAGUCGCGGCAAGGAACUCUACAACAGCUUCCACGAGAAGUUUGCGGAAGAGCUUCCAAUGUGGAGAGAGGUUUAUGACGACGUGAACCCCAUGAAGCUGUUGAAAAGCCCUGAGACACGGCCCAAGUCCAUGGCGCAGUUCGGGGAUUUCCAGGACCUGAUGAUCCUGCGGUGCAUUCGGCCAGACCGGGUGGUACCGGCGGUCCUCGAGUUUGUCGCGUCCAAGCUAGGGGAGAAGUUUGUGAACCCCCCGCCCUUCGACCUCGCCGGCUCCUACACGGACUCCAACGCCAUGUCCCCGCUGAUCUUCAUCCUCUCCCCGGGCGCGGACCCCGGGAGCAACCUCUACCGCUUCGCCGCGGAGAAGGGCCGGGAGGUGGCGUCCAUCUCCUUGGGCCAGGGCCAGGGGCCCAAGGCGGAGCGGCUCAUGGACAUCGCCACCAAGGACGGCGGUUGGGUGCUGCUGCAGAACUGCCAUUUGGCCACCAGCUGGAUGCCGCGCCUGGAGCGGCUGCUGGAUGAGAGGGACCCCAAGAAGAUCCACAAGGACUUCCGACUUUGGCUCACCUCCUACCCCUCCAACAAGUUCCCGGUGGCCAUCCUGCAGGGCGGGGUGAAGAUGACCAACGAGGCGCCGAAGGGUCUCCGCGCCAACAUGACCGGGUCCUACAACAUGGACCCCAUCAGCAACGAGGAGUUCUUCAAUGCCUGCACCUGCGACCACGCCUUCAAGCGCCUGGCCUUCAACCUCUGCUUCUUCCAUGCGGUGAUCCAGGAGCGUCGGCUCUUCGGACCCUUGGGCUGGAACAUCGCCUACGAGUUCACGGAGAACGACCUGCGGAUCUCCGUGCGACAGCUGCAGAUGUUCCUGGACGAGUACCCGGAUGAGGCCCCAAUCAAGGCGCUGAACUACCUGACGGGGGAGUGCAACUACGGGGGCCGCGUCACGGAGUCGAUGGACCGGAGGCUCUUGGCCACGCUGCUGAAGAGCUACUACUGCCAGGAGGCAUUGGAGGACGACUUCAUUUUGUACCAGGAGAAGGGUGGAGAAACCUACGUUCCGCCACCGAAAGGUGGCUAUGAGGCACACAUGGAGCACAUCCGCUCCCUGCCGCUGGUGACUCCUCCGGGGGUCUUUGGCUUCCAUGAGAAUGCCAAUCUCACCAAGGAGAUGGGUGAGACCUACAACAUGAUGACGGAGCUCCUGCUCACCGCAGGCUCCAGCAGCGGCGGCGGCGGCUCCUCCCCGGACGUGGUGGUCGGCGAGAUCGCCAAGGAUGUGCUGCAGCGCCUCCCGGAGCCUUGGGAUGUGGCCAAGGUGCAGGAGAAGUACCCCACGCUAUACGAGGAGAGUAUGAACACUGUGCUGGCACAAGAGCUAAAGAGAUUCAACGGCUUGCUGAAGGCGAUCCAGAACUCCUUGAAGGACAUCCAGAAGGCGGUGAAGGGCCUGCUGCUCAUGAGCUCGGACCUGGAGACGGCCUUCUUCGAGAUCUUCGACGGGAAGACCCCGGCCAUGUGGCUGAAGCACUCCUAUCCCUCACUGAAGCCCCUGGGAGGCUACGUCAACGACCUCGUGGAGCGCCUGAAGUUCUUUCAGAAGUGGGUGGACAACGGCGCGCCGGUGAUGUUCUGGUUCAGCGGCAUCUACUUCACCCAGGCCUUUACCACUGGAGCCUCCCAGAACUUUGCGAGGAAGUAUCAGAUCCCCAUCGAUACCCUGACAUUCGACUUCUUCUAUCCGAAGGAGCAGGAGUUUACGGUGAAGCCGGACGACGGCGUUUACAGCUACGGCCUUUUCUUCGAAGCCUGCCGCUGGGAUUGGGAGGAGUGGAAGCUCGCGGAAUCCGCGCCCAAGGUGCUCUACGCUGGGGUGCCGCUGAUUCACCUGAUGCCCUGCGAGAAGACGAAAGUCCGAGACUUCGCGCACUACGAGUGUCCAUGCUACAAGGUGUCUACCCGGAAGGGUGUCUUGUCCACCACGGGCCACUCCACCAACUUUGUGAUGCCCAUCAAGAUCAACAGCGACGUGGACGAGUCGCACUGGAUCAAGCGGGGCGUGGCCAUGCUCACCUCACUGGACACCUGAAGAUCGCGUUGGCGCUCCGCCGACUUCAAAACGAGGGAAAGGUACAGACUCCGACGCCAAAGAGCGCUGAACCGUGGCAAGGCUCCCACAGUCUCACCUUGCGUUUCACCCAUGUCUCACCCCAGGUGUCACGGAAGUACCAGGUUGCACCGCCCUUUAAGACAUGCGAACCAACCGAC
Effrenium voratum is the source of this 5163-nucleotide messenger RNA. The record is from the annotation of a GenBank genome assembly. NCBI's taxonomy places the organism in Eukaryota, Dinophyceae, Suessiales, Symbiodiniaceae.